Adineta steineri is the source of this 2400-nucleotide messenger RNA. Lineage: Eukaryota; Metazoa; Rotifera; Eurotatoria; Adinetida; Adinetidae. The record is from the annotation of a GenBank genome assembly.
AUGGCUGAAGCACAUGAAGCCGUCGCUUUUCAAUUUACUGUCGGUGCCGAAGGUGUUAGUCUUAAUGUAAGUUAUGAUGUAUUUAAAGCAUUGUUAUAUUCUGGUUUACGUUCAUGGAAACUUCGUUGCCGUCGUACACUUAAUUCCUUACAUAAUACGCUGUAUCCUGGUCAUCCAGUUCGUGGUAUUGCUUGGUGUGGUAUUAUUUACACUCUCUAUAUAAAAGAUCAUGAUCCAUCAUAUAAUAUUAUUGAUUGGAUUGAUUCACAUAUCUUUCGACGAUAUUUUACACCAGAAAAUUCAAAAACAUGUGCAAUUCUCGUUUUUGGAACUGGUACAUAUUUUGUUUUAAUACAAAUUCGACAAUAUAUAUUGAAAUCAUUAUUUUCCUAUCAUGGAUGGAUGUAUCAAGAACAUGGUAGACCUGUUGGAUUAGGACAAAAAUUAUGGGGAGGUUUAGUUAAAUUAUUCAUUGGUCGAAAUCCAUCUUUAUAUUCAUAUCAAAGUGUUUUACCGCAAUUACCAUUACCAAGUUUAGAUGAUACAUUAAAAAGAUAUUUAAGAACUGUUCGUCCUAUAUAUGAUGACAUUGAAUAUCAUCAAAUGGAAGUAUUAGCUGAAGACUUCCGACGAACAAUUGGACGAAAAUUACAAAGAUAUUUAUGGUUAAAAUGGCUUAUAUCAUCAAAUUAUGUAUCAGAUUGGUGGGAAAAAUUUGUUUAUUUACGUGGUCGAUCACCAAUUAUGGUCAAUAGCAAUUUCUACGGUCUCGAUAUGGCUUAUAUCCGUCCAACACGUAUUCAAACAGCUCGUGCAGCUAAUAUGGUUUGUGCUUCACUCAAAUAUCGUACUAGACUUGAUCAUCAAAAUAUUACACCAUUAAUGAUACAAAAUAUGAUUCCACUUUGUUCAAGUCAAUAUGAACGACAGUACAAUACAGUACGUAUUCCUGGCAAAGACGCAGAUACAAUUGUUCAUUAUUCAGAUAGUCAUCAUCUUGCUGUUUAUCAUAAAGGUCGUUGGUUUAAACUGAUGAUAGUUCAUAAUGAUCAAAUGCUUCAACCUUGUGAAAUUCAAAUUCAAUUAGAUGAAAUAAUUCGCGAUGCAUCCGAACCUGCAUAUGGAGAAGAACAUUUAGCAGCAUUAACCGCUGGUGAACGAACAUCAUGGGCUGAAACACGUGCAAAGUAUUUUUCUGCAGGUGUUAAUCGUACUUCAUUAGAAACAAUUGAAAAAGCAGCAUUUAUACUUAUUUUGGAUGAUGAAGAAUAUGAUAUAGGAUCAUUGAAUAUGAAUUCAUCAACACAGAAUAGUGCAGAAAAAUCAGAAAAAUUCGAUGCAUAUGCACGUGCUAUCCUUCAUGGAAAAGCAUAUAAUCGUUGGUUUGAUAAAUCAUUUAAUUUCAUUUUUAGCAAAGAUGCUGUGGCUGGAAUUAAUGUUGAACAUAGUUGGGCUGAUGCUCCAAUUUCUGGACAUAUGGUUGAAUAUGUACUUUCAGAAGAUAUUUUAUAUUAUGGUUAUGAUGAACUUGGUAAUACACGUGGUGUACCACGUUUUACAGCACCUAAACCAACAAGACUCAAAUGGUUAAUUCCAGAAAGCUGUAAUAUUUUAAUUGAAAAAAGUCUUGCUCAAGCAACAAAAGUAUUCAAUGAUGUUGAUCUUCAUACGUAUAUUCAAGAUGUUUAUGGAAAAGGUUUUAUAAAGAAAUGUAAAGUAUCACCAGAUGCUUAUGUUCAAAUGGCACUUCAAUUAGCACAUUAUCGAGAUACUGGUCGAUUUAAUUUAACAUAUGAAGCAUCAAUGACACGUUUAUUUCGUGAUGGUCGAACAGAAACUGUUCGUUCCUGUUCAAUUGAAUCAAGUCAAUGGGUUAAAUCAAUGGAAAAUCCAAAUAUUUCAAAAAGUGAACGAAUAAAAUUACUUCGUCUUGCUUGUGAUUAUCAUCAACAACAAUACCGUGAUGCUAUGACUGGAAAAGGUAUAGAUCGACAUUUAUUUUGUCUUUAUGUUUUAUCAAAAUAUUUCAAUAUGGACUCACCAUUUCUUCAACGAGUCCUUCAAGAACCAUGGAGAUUAUCAACUAGUCAAACAGCAACAACUUAUGAUGAAAAACAUUUCCGAAAAUUAAUGGCACAAAAUCCGGAUUUAGUUCGUAAAUAUGGUAUAGAUGAUCAACGGAAUUUGGCACCAUAUGGUGGCGGUUUUGGACCAGUAGCUGCUGAUGGAUAUGGUGUUAGUUAUAUAAUUGCAGCAGAAGAUCUGAUUUUUUUUCAUAUUUCAUCCAAUAAAUCUGCUGGAGAAACGGAUUCAAAACGAUUUGGUGAACGUAUUUGUCAAGCAAUGAAAGAUAUGCGAGAUUUAUUUGAAGGUGAAAUCAAAUUUGAAAAGAAAAAUUGA